AUUAAAGGGUGCCUCAAAACUGUCCAUAAUAUUAAAGGGUGCUUCGGGACUGUCCAUAAUUUUAAAGGUUGUCUCAGGACUGUCCAUAAUUUUAAAGGGUGCCUCAAGACUGCCCAUAAUUUUAAAGGGUGCCUCAAGACUGUCCAUAAUUUAAAGGUGCCUCAAGACUGUCCAUAAUUUUAAAGGGUGCCUCAAGACUACUGUCCAUAAUUUUAAAGGGUGCCUCAAGACUGUCCAUAAUUUUAAAGGGUGCCUCAAGACUGUCCAUAAUUUAAAGGUGCCUCAAGACUGUCCAU
Messenger RNA from Staurois parvus, 296 nucleotides. The record is from the annotation of a GenBank genome assembly. Lineage: Eukaryota; Metazoa; Chordata; Amphibia; Anura; Ranidae.